CCCCUCUCUCUCUGUCUUUCCUCCUUUUCUCUCUCUCUCUCUGUCUUUUUUUUUAUUUUAUUUUAUUUAUUAUUAUUAUUUCAUUUUAUUUAUUACUUCUUUUCUUUCUUUCUUUUCUUUCUUUAUUUUAUCGUGUAUCUUUGAAAAAGUUAACUCACCAUAUACUAUUUGAUAUGACGACAUAUACUCAAGAAAAACCUUCUAGUCGUAUUCAUUCUACACCGAGGUUCAAACUUUUUGGAAAAUCAACUUCUCUUGGUAUAUUUUCGACUAUGGGUUGGAUAACCUCAAAACCAUCGAAAAGACGACGUAUGACUGGAAAAAAAAUGUUAUCUUUAUUGACUUGUUGUUCCUUUGGUGGAAAACAUACUCAAGAUCUUAAAAAAAAACCUCAUCAACAAAACACGACACAUGAAGCUAAUAGCAAUAAUCCAACACCUUCACAAACUAUUACUUAUUCAACUACUUCUGUUAUAUCCAAAGAUCUUCAAACAUUUACAAAUAUUGACAACAAUUCACUAGAAACAAAACAACAACAAGAACAACAAGAACAACAAGAGAAGGUCAGUAUCAACGAUGUUUCAGUACAAAAACAAAAUAUUAUGAAAGACCCUCUUAGACAAUCUUCUUUGGAUGAUUUUCAAGAAACUACUACACCUUCACUCGAAAGCGAACAGGAUCUUUGGUUAUUGGCACCUAUUGCUGAACGAGAUAGAGGUCGUAAAUGUCUUGUACUUGAUUUGGAUGAAACAUUAGUACAUAGUUCUUUCAAGGUUGCUCCUCACGCAGAUUUUGUAGUACCUGUUGAAAUCGAUGGCACAUAUCACAAUGUUUUUGUUUUGAAACGACCAGGCGUAGAUGCAUUCAUGAAACGAAUGGGAGAAUUGUAUGAAAUAGUCGUUUUUACUGCUAGUUUAUCCAAGUAUGCAGAUCCCGUAUUAGAUACGUUUGAUCUUCAUCAAGUGGUACAACAUCGACUCUUCCGUGAAUCAUGUUUUCAUUAUAAAGGUACCUAUGUCAAAGAUCUAUCACAACUUGGACGUCAAUUGAAUCAAGUCAUUAUUUUGGAUAAUUCACCUGCAAGUUAUAUAUUCCAUACAGCCAAUGCUGUCCCAAUAUCUUCUUGGUUUAAUGAUCCUCAUGAUUCUGAAUUAAUUGAUCUGAUCCCAUUUCUUGAAGAUUUAGCAUCUGUAGAUGAUAUCACCGAUAUUUUAGAUAACACUAUCCCUGGCCCCUUUUCCCACUUCUAAUCUUAGUUGUAUUGCAAACUAGAUAGUUUAUUCUGUCCCCCACUCCCCUUUAUCCCCUCUCCUCUCCUUUAUUUUUUUUUUCUUGAUUCCACUAUAUCAUAUCCCAUUUUUUUUUUUUUUGCCACUCAUUUUUAUGUUUCUCAUUUUACCUCAUACAUUUGAUUUCCAUUCAUUAUUAUACAAACAUAGAAAGAAAGAAAGAAGAAAAAAAAACACAAUUCAACAAACUAUAAUAAAAUCAUUCAAUCGUAC
Messenger RNA from Halteromyces radiatus, 1502 nucleotides. RefSeq names its product HAD-like domain-containing protein. Gene Ontology annotation, molecular function: phosphoprotein phosphatase activity. The record is from RefSeq and is a predicted model, not a curated record. NCBI's taxonomy places the organism in Eukaryota, Fungi, Mucoromycota, Mucoromycetes, Mucorales, Cunninghamellaceae. Gene Ontology annotation, cellular component: plasma membrane. The transcript is spliced from 5 exons. The coding region runs from base 174 to 1250 and encodes 358 amino acids.